Oryza brachyantha (malo sina) is the source of this 1928-nucleotide messenger RNA. Its product is annotated as putative FBD-associated F-box protein At5g56400. NCBI's taxonomy places the organism in Eukaryota, Viridiplantae, Streptophyta, Magnoliopsida, Poales, Poaceae. The record is from RefSeq and is a predicted model, not a curated record. Gene Ontology annotation, molecular function: protein binding. Bases 36 to 1490 code for a protein of 484 amino acids. The transcript has 3 exons.
CAAAACCCUCUCCGGCGACGAACUCUUAGCGGGCAAUGGCGGGCGGCGCCGGCGAAGACCACCUCAGCGCGCUCCCCGACGACGUCCUCCGUCUCAUCCUCCUCCGCCUCCCCUCCACCGCCGAGGCCGCGCGGUUCAGCGCCCUCUCCCGCCGCUGGCGCGACCUCUGGACCACCCUCACGGAGCUGCGGUUCCCCGACGUCACCGACCUCGCCAGCGUCAGCGCCGUGCUCCGCCGCCACCCCGCCCCGGUCCUCCACAAGCUGCAUGUCCGCCACGAGCUUACCGUUGCUAGCGGCCGCGUCCCGGAUAAGAUCGCCGCGGUCCUCGGCUUGGCCGCGCCCCUCCUCGAAGGCGAGCUCUGCUUCGAGAUCAUCACGCCGGCGAACCAAAAUCCGGCGGCGGAGGCGGCUGAGAUCGGGGGAGCGUUUCAGAUCCCGUGCUUCAAGAAGGCCACGGAGAUCAUCAUCAUCCUAUCCGACCACCUUGGCAUCCGGCUGCCACCAAUCGGCGUCUUCGCGAAGCUCACGGUGCUGCAGUUGAGCCACUUGGACAAACAGAACCAGCGCGAUCUCGGCGGCGCGGUCUCGUCGGAGGGUUGUCCUUCGCUACAACACCUCCUCCUCAUCAAAUGUCAUGUCUCGUCACAUCUUGCCAUCCGCUCCGAGUCUCUCCUCCGUGUUCAUCUGUUUGAGCUGCGAGGCUUGGAGCGGCUCACGGUUGUUGCUCCUGUGCUUAAAGAACUAGGUGUGAACUAUUGCUUCGUCAUGAGUGUGGCAAGGGCUGACAUAUCUGCUCCGGCGGUUGAGGAACUUCACUGGAUUGAUGUGUUCGAUCCGUUCUUGGUCCAAUUCAGUGCGAUGCCACGCCUCCGGAGUCUCGCUGUCUGGGGCGCGCCGUCCAGAAUAUAUGAUGUUGGAAAGUCGCACUCUCUGCCACUCCUGCAGCGUAUUGUGUCAGCCCGUGAAGUUCAUAUCCUUCUGAUGUAUCCAUUUGACAUUGCUAACUUUGAUCUCAUGGUGGAAGCAGAGAAGACGCUCCCUGCCGUCGAAAUCCUAUCUCUGAAGUUCUGUACAGGAGGACACGCCUUUGGACCUUGUCUAUUCACUUUUCUUAGGAUGUGUACCGGUAUAAGGCAACUGAAUCUGGACUUCGACGAUGGCAGUAAGAUUCGUUGCUCAUUUGACUGCAUUUGUCAUCAGCCUCAAGUCUGGGAAACCAUGAAUAUCCGCUUGAAUUUGCUCCAGAAAGUUGAAAUGAAAAAUCUGAGUGGAGCAGAGUAUGAAAUAUCUUUUGUGAAACGACUGUUGAGAUGGGUGCCAAUGCUCAAGACGAUUACUCUAAGAUUUGAUCAUUCAGUCAGCGAGGAGGUGUGCAAGGAGCUACUUAGCUCCUCUAGCCCCGGGAUUUGCAUGGAAAUGUACUUGCACUGCAAUGGAGAUGAGGUGAAGUAUAGCGGAGUGGACCUGGAGCCCAUGAUACUCAGUUAAAGGAGCACUGUGAUCUCCAAAACCCACCAAUUUUCAGUCCUUCCUUUCAGAUCUACUAGGGCAACUUGGCCCCAAUCUGUGACUACAUGCUCUGAAGAAUGUUUUAACAUGCAUUUGGAUGUUUUCAUGCAGCUGGUGGAAAUUGUCUGAUCGAAACUUUGCCCCCAUUUAAAUGUGAAUGUUGUCUGACAGAAAGGUUCAAAUAUCAGUUUCAUCUCUACUUCUGACUUUCUGUCAUAGCAAGGUUUCACUCUACUUUCCAGUCUCUCUGUGAAUUCAAAUGACCAAUCCAGUUUCUAGCCCUUGGGAAUUGUCGCAUUGACCUGGUGAAUUCGUAGCCUCCACUCUGCUGUGUUGGGACUUAUAUGUAUAAGCUGUAUUAGAGUAUAUGUAGUAUAUAGACUGUAAAAUUGAUAAUUUCCAUAUAGUGCAGGUAUU